UGAAAUGCAGUGAACGCUCAACGGAAGUUGAGGGACGGUUGCAAGCUUUAAUGAGGGGCGAGCUCAGAUACUUAAUUAAACUUGAGAAUUUGACCGUUUCCAGCGAAUUAAUCCCCCCUUCCCUACUUUAUGGCUUCCAGUUCCAAUAUGGACAUAGAGGGCGCGACCCAGCACCUUCGGGACAUCUUAAAACUGGAUCGUCCCGGUAAUUCGGCCGAUUCCUCUUUGGUAGAGAGCCAGAGAAAUCUAUCUUUCAAUGGAGAGUUGAAUGGAGUUUUUGGAGCGGAUAUUAUCAACGCAGGAGGACAUACAGAAAUGGUGGAGCCGACUUCUCACAACUCUGACAAACUCAAUGGACAGGACACACAGACCAUCUGCCUUUCAGGAGAUGAUGAGUCCACCUGUGUCUCCAUCAGAGCAAACAAUGUGGAAAUUGUGUCCAGCCGUGACUCUAGUAUUGACAGUAAGGCUCGUGGUAGCAACAAGGUUAAAAUACAGCCAGUGGCCAAAUAUGACUGGGAGCACAAGUACUACUAUGGCAAUUUAAUAGCCGUGUCCAACUCAUACGUGGCUUAUGCCAUCAGAGGUGCAAACAAUCAUUCUAUGAUCCGCGUGUUGCAACUGGGCUCGACGGAGCGUUCGCUGCUGAAGGGCUUCACCGGUGCAGUCACAGACCUUGCUUUCGCCCACUUGGACUCCACCCUCUUGGCCUGUGUGGAUGAGGCUGGAAACAUGUUCAUUUGGCAGCUCACUAGUCACAACAGCAAAAUACAAGAUGAAGUGAUCGUUCACAUCCACAGGCCUGAGGACACUCCACUUAAUUCCAACCGCAGACUCAUCUGGUGUCCCUUUAUCCCAGAAGACAAUGAUGAGAACCCGGAGGAUGCGUGUCAGACAUUGGCACUGCUUCAUGAAGACAGAGCUGAGGUUUGGGACCUUGACAUCCUCCGAUCCAAUAACAGCUCAUGGCCUGUGGAUGCCACUGAACUGAAAGAGGGGUUUAUCACUAUUAGAGGACACACAGCACGCAUCAGUGAGGGAGCGCUGUCCCCUGAUGGCACUGUCUUGGCCACAGCAAGUCAUGAUGGAUAUGUAAAAUUUUGGCAAAUCUACAUUGAAGGACAGGACCAACCCAGAUGUUUGCACGAAUGGCAGCCACAUAAUGGACGGCCCCUUUCCUGCCUGCUCUUUUGUGACAACCACAAGAAGCAAGACCCUGAAGUUCCGUUUUGGCGAUUCCUGAUCACUGGAGCUGAUCAGAACCAGGAGCUGAAAAUGUGGUGCACAGUGUCAUGGACCUGCUUACAAACCAUCAGGUUUUCUCCAGAUCCAUUUAACAGCAGUGUGCUACCCAGCCUGAAGGCCAGUUUGGACCUGUCUGCAGAGUUUCUUAUCCUUAGUGAUGUUCAGAGGAAGGUGUUGUACGUCAUGGAGCUGCUACAGAACCAGGAAAAAGGCCGUGCCAACUUCACUGCAGUUUCAGAGUUUCUGCUUACAUACCCUGUGCUCAGCUUCGGCAUACAGGAUGUUGCCCGUGCACGAUUGCGGCACACUGAGGUCCUUCCCCCUGAUGAAGAAAGUGAAAGCAUGACAACAGAAGGAAGCCAGGGACCCUCAGAGUCCAAAUCAGGAAUCCAGAUUAAACUCUACUGUGUGCAUACAAAAUCACUACAGGAUGUGCAGAUCUGGUUCCAGCCCAAUCAGGGGGCCUCAUCCUCCCUUUUCAUGCCUCAGUCUGGAUCACAAGAUGGCUUUGGUUUUUCUGACCCACUGGCUGAUCUGAAUGUGGAGGCAAUGAGCUCUGAUAAGGAGUCUGGGGACAGUGGAUCACAGAAUGACCUGAGUAAAAUACUGCCGCUUCCAAGUCCAGCAGACUUCAUGAGUCCAGCCCCAUCAGCCUUGCCCAAACUCAUGACCCCGGACGCCUUUAUGACGCCCAGUGCUUCUAUGCCCGCCUCUCCUGGCAGCAGUGCAAGCAGCCUGACCAUAGUCACGGCCAUGAGCAGCUCAGACAACGGUGCAAGGGGUGGAGAUGAUCUGACCCAGAGCCCUAAAAUGUCUGUCGAAUGUGGCAACACCAGCUUGACUCUGAGUGCCAGCGCUGGCAGUUCAAGAUCCAACUCCAUCCUUAUCUCAGGCCUUGGGGAAAACAUCCAGGGUUUCUCUCCCCCACUGGUGCUUUCUCCAUCCCUACUGCGAGAGGCCUCUCUGCUCUGCGAAGCUGCUCCUUACUCUCACAGACUUCCCCUCCCUUAUUUCCCAUCUCCUCCUCCACAGGUUUCCUCUCCAAACCCUCCUCUCUCCAUGGAUCUCCAGGCCAUAGAUCCCAUGAUUGUCCCUCAGGCCUCUCCGACCAGAGCUCGCUCUCCGGAUGUCAUUUCAUCUGCUUCUACGGCAAUGUCCCAGGACAUCCCCGAGAUCGCCUCAGAAACCCUGCAGAGAGGACUGGCUGGUGCCGCUGCUGACUCGGUCUCCGUCCUGCAUUCUGACAGCAUGGCUUCAGCCGCAUCGGUCCUCCACCUGCUGUCUCCGAGAGCCCGGAGCGGUGCUGAGCACAGUUUGCUGCCUCUCGAAUUGGGUGCAGCAUCUGUGGAUGGAGAACAAAGACUCAAUAACACACCCUCCCUACUAGAGACUGCUCUGUCACAGGAGAACGCUGUAGCGGGUGGAGGUUCUUGUUCUGACAGCAGUGUGAACCAUGCGUGGCCAGCAGCACCCGAUAUCACACGAGAGACUCGCAAUAGCCUGAGAGACAAUGGUUUGGGAGACUGCUCUAGGGAGGAAAUAAAGGACAGGCACAUUUCUUCCCCCUACCACAGGCGUACCUAUCACCUGACUCAGAACGACAGUCAAGAUGCAAGUGCAGAGCAGAGUGAUCAUGAUGAUGAGGUUGCCAGUCUGGCCUCCUCAUCGGGGAACUGUGGCGCUCGCUCCUCUCACAGACUUCCCGUAAAGGACUGGAAAACAUCACCACGCAGCUCCCCCAAACUCAAGAGGAAGAGCAAGAAAGAUGAAGGAGAGUCCUCACAGUCUAGACAGAUUGAGAACCAGAUGAGCACAGAGGUGCAAGAUGAGCUCCUGCUGAUGUUGCGGAGCCAGCAGAGGGAGUUAGCAGAGCUGAGACAGAACCAGCUGGACAUUCUGCAGAGAGUUACCAGCCACAUGGAUGCCAUACAGAGCUCCAUCAUGGCUCAUAUCGAGCACUCCAUGUUGGCUCAGCAGGAGCAAGAACAAAGAAGAAUGGAGCGAAUUCUGGCUGAGGGACAAAGCCGGAACCAACAGCUCCACGACCAGCUUGUUCAGCAGCUUGUCCAGACUCUGAACAACAGUCUGUGCAACCGGCUAGACAAAGUUUUGCGUGAAGAAAUGAAGAAGAUUGUCCCACAGUCCAUAUCGAAGAGUCUAGAACCUGUGACUGGCCAGAUGAACAGCACCAUCGCUGCCAAGUUAACCGCAGUGGAAGGAACACUGAAGGAAAAUGUCACCAAAGUUGUUAAGUCCAAGAACACUACAGAUGCCAUUGGUCGUGCUGCUGCUGAGGCCAUGCAGGGCCCCAUUCAGGCAGCCUACAAAGAGACCUUCCAGAGCAUUGUGCUUCCUGUGUUUGAGAGAGGCUGCCAGUCCAUGUUUCAGCAGAUCAAUGAUAGCUUCAAACAGGGAACCCACGAGUACAUCCAACAGCUAGAGACACACGUCAAGAACAGGAAACAGCGGGACCAGGAUGCACGGGAUCCCGUGAUUGGCCAGCUGCAACAGAUGAUUGACACGCUCCAGAAUUCUCAAGACCAGCUGGCCUCCACUGUGACGGCCAGCGUGUGCUCUGAUGUUCAGCAUCAGCUCCACAUGAUCGUGGGAAACCUGCAGGACUCAAUCCUGACGCAGGUGCAGCGCAUAGUGAAGGGAGAGGUGAGUCUGGCCAUGAAGGAGCAGCAGGCAGCCGUCACCUCCAGCAUCAUGCAGGCCAUGCGCUCGGCUGCAGGAACUCCUGUCCCCUCCACACAUCUGGACUACCAGGCCCAGCAGGCCAGCAUACUGCAGUUACUACAGCAGGGCCAGCUCAACGAGGCCUUCCAACAGGCUUUAUCUGCAGCAGACCUGAAUCUGGUGCUGUACGUGUGUGAGACCAUUGACUCUCAGCAAGUGUUCGGCCAGCAGCCCUGUCCACUCCAUCAGGCCGUCCUCCUGUCCCUCAUCCAGCAGCUCUCCACCAACCUCAGCACACGCACAGAACUCAAGAUCAGCUAUCUAGAAGAUGCUGUGAUGAACCUGGACCACGGAGAUCCAGUCACCCGAGACCACAUGUCUGCAGUGCUGUCCCAGGUACGACAGAAGCUCCUCCACUUCCUGCAGCAGGACACCCAGAGCCCUCUGAGCAAGCGUGCACGGCGCCUCAUGAUGAUGCUGCAGGGCCUGGUCAAUCACUAGAGCCCCUUCAGAUGGUACAGCUGACAUCUUCACAACCCUUCAGUCAGCGUCCCGUCAUGACCUCGUACCACCCUGCUGUUCGGUUGCUUAUCUGUGCUCUGCAGCUUAUUGGCUCUCUCCAAAGCACUAUUAGGAGUUGUAGUCCAGACUUGGACGUAAAGAUAUAUUGGUGGGUUUGGACUACAUCUCCCCAUCCUGUCCUUCCUCCUUUCAGGCU
Rhinichthys klamathensis goyatoka is the source of this 4642-nucleotide messenger RNA. RefSeq names its product enhancer of mRNA decapping 4 (gene edc4). Gene Ontology annotation, cellular component: P-body. Lineage: Eukaryota; Metazoa; Chordata; Actinopteri; Cypriniformes; Leuciscidae. The transcript has 29 exons. Gene Ontology annotation, molecular function: protein binding. Gene Ontology annotation, biological process: deadenylation-independent decapping of nuclear-transcribed mRNA. The record is from RefSeq and is a predicted model, not a curated record. Bases 130 to 4425 code for a protein of 1431 amino acids.